UAUUGCAUCGUGACUCUGUAUGUUUGGCAAUAACAUGAUUAUACGAUCACACUAAGGGCUAAGUUUGAAAGCUGAUAUCUCCGAGAAGGCACUGCGAACAAAGACAAAACUUGAAAAUCCGUGGGAGAAAAUGUGAGAAAAUUUCUUUUGAGAAUUUUAAUGAAAACCUCGAGAGAAGUCUUACAAAAGUCAUGCUAAGAGAUCCUUUGUAUCAACCCAGUGGAAGUUUGGGAGAUAUUGGGCUAUAAGGAACUCUGACUGGACCAAGAGAAACGUCAAAAACAAUCGUUGACUAUUGGCAAAAGUUGCAUGGGAGAAAACAGUCUGAGAGCAAAUAUUUCUUGUUUUUCGUGGACAUAUAAAAAAACCGAUUUGGAAUGACCGAACGUUUAGGAGCGAUAAAUUAUUGUUGCAAAAUCAAAUCGGAAAUUCGUAAAGCAAAAAUUCUGAGAGUGUUUUCAAAAAGACUGGAGCUACACUUGUCUCAGAUGAUCUAGAGCUCUUUGGGUGGGGCGUAACAGAAAUUAAAGAAUUCAAUAAAAUUUCUCGAAUAUACAUUUGUUUUUCAUUGCCCGACAGAACUUAUAACUGGUUUAUUGGGUAAAUAUAUGAUAAAUAAAGAGGUAUAAUGGCAAAUCAUGCUGUGGGCGAAAGGCAUUGGAGCAGUAACAGGAGUUAUGAAAAUCACCGAAGUCAUUCCCUUGCUUCAACGUAACUGCGCCGUCCGGCGUCACGUUUAUAAUUUCCAGUCGCCAAAGCUCUUUAUGUCCUAUCUAUGGUGCUCAAAGUUCUCUUUGUUAAAUGUUUAAAGUCUUACGUCGUGUAUAUCAUAUAUAAUUGGAGUCGGCGAAAACACAGACAAACUAUUCUUCUGGAACUCACGCGUUGAUACAACUUUCGUCCCGGGAACGAACUGAUAGAGAUCUAUUUGAAAGUAAUCGGCCGACGACAAAAGGACUUUAGAGAGCGACGUUGAAAGACUUUUACAUUCGAAAGAGAGGCAAUUACGGCUUAAAUUUCUAUUUGGAAAGUGAUUCUUUAUGAUCGAGCCUGUAUAGAGAAUACAGCGAAAUCAAACUGGUGAAUGGACAACGCUUUUUAAGGCUACGUAUGCGACAAAAAGGCGCUGCAUAACGGUGAGAAACGUAUCGUCAUAUGAGACUUAUAAUUUUCUACGUGCUUCAAGCGUUCAUGUUGCAAGGAUUCGCGUUACCGGCACAUGAAAGGUACGAUGACUAUACUGGUAACGAUACUGGUAACGCUUCUGAACGAAACAGCCGAGGGAAGCGGUCAAGCAAUAACGUCGACGACAAACCGACUAAUGUUAGAAACGUGCAACUUCAUCACGCCUAUUCGUAUUUUCUGCAAGUCACGAAAGAUCUCAAAGUUAAUGGGAUUAAAGACUUUUCAAAGAUCGACAACAUUUCAUUUCAACUGGAAAGGUAUGGCUCAAAUCGUGUUCGCCUCCUGCACGUAAAAAGUCAACGAUACAUUGCCAUCAAUUUUAAAGGCGUUGUCACAACGGAGGCUCAAAAAAGCGACAACUCGUUGUUUACAGAAAUCCACAGAAAAGGUCACGUCAUUCUUAAGCUGGCUAAACGAACAAAAAAGAAUGGAAAACCUUUGUUUUUAACCAUAAAAAGGAAUGGAAAAAUAAAAAAUGCUCUCCGAAGGACACAAUUGCGAAUGAAGUCAACGCAUUUCACGUAUUUAUUCCAAUGAUGAGCCAGCAUUGGUUUUCGGUUGAUGGCAUGGGCUAUAAAAUAUAUACUGCUGCGGGUAGAAUCUAUUGAGCCGUUCAGUGUCCGAAUGCUAUUAAAGAGAUGGUAUCGUCAGGUUUCUUAAGUUGAUUUUCAAAGAUUUAAGUGGACAUAGUAUUGAGUUAAGUUGGAUUAUUUAUGUGUUUAUACAAAAUCGCACCAUUUUUUGGUAUGAACAAUGAAAAAAGAAACUCCUUUACCUUAUACUAGGAAGGAUUUCUUCAGCCGGCUUUGGAAUAACUAUUGACCGACCAUGAAAAAUGUUCACCUAUAUAAUUUUCAAAACCAGAAUUUUCACGGUUUCAGUAUAGGCAUCGCGUAUGUAAAGAUCGAUUUGCAAGGAGCAAAUUUUUCAAUGGUAAAAUUUUCUUAUGUCAAUAUUGAGAUUAAUUUUUAACUGUAUAUAUAUAGUCAGUAUCACCGCUAAGAUGACUUUUGAAGAAAGCAUAGCGUUCGUGUACAUAAUUAAUAUAUUUGCAUCGUAAUAUACAUCAUAUUUAUUGCAUGUGUUAUCACAAAUACAAACUUAUUUAAUUAAAAUGUGAAGUUGGAAAGCUUAUCAUCAGAUUCUUCAUUUCAUCAUGCAAGACGAGUUUGAAAAAGACAGUGCUUCGAGGAUUGGCUGUAUCUUCUUGUUCUUCUUUGCAGUCCAAAAUAAUGGUCGUCAAAAUGCCUAAAUUUAUUGGCAAACUUCUAGGGGAAAUGCGACAAUUUUGUGCAAAGUAAUCUAUAGUGUGCGUGCAGAUAUGCAUAGUUGUAAGCACAACAUAAAUUCUAUUCUUUUUGGUGAGUAACUAAAGUCUAAAGUAGCAAAAUUAAACAGAAGAAAGCGUGUACAAGUUUCUGCGUUUUGCGCAUCUAUAUAGCUAUCAUUUUUUACGAAAGUUUAGCUUGUCGAAUCAGGGCUAAAGUAUCAAAGAGCAGUAGAGCAGUUUUGUAGACUUUGCACCAAUUAGAAUUUGAGAAGAAACAGAGACGAUUUAAUACACCAUCAACAAUAUCUAACACAAUCUUAAUUGACAACCACUGCAUCAAAAAAUGCAGUUUUCCUUAUAUAUAAAACAAGACAGUCUCACGUUGAAGCAACUUUUCCUUUCUAAAUGAUAAAAGAAAAGUACCAUCAAUGCAUAUCUUAAAUUCUUAACGUUUUAAUUUGUGACUUCUCCAUAUAAGGUCCGUCGUUACGUACGCAAGUAAAGGUUUGGGAAAGUUCAAAAUCCAAUGGUUUUCAAUUUUUGCAAAGUGUAAAUCCAUACAAAAGUACCGCCGAAGAAUAUACCUUUAGUUUUGAUGAUUCCACCUAUCGUCGGGUUUGUUCAUCCACUUUUUAUUUUCGAAAAUAAGUGAAUCUUUUCUAGCCCAAAUAUCUAAAGUAAAAUGCAUUACAUACUCAUUGUCGACGAUUAUGUGCAAGUAACUUUAUCAUUCCCUAAAAUGUUACGAUGAGGUCGAAUAACUUUUGAUUCUCUCUUUUUUAAUUAAAUUGAAAUGAAAAAAUAAGAAAAAUCCAAUUGGGAAUUUAGGAAAGAUAAGUACGCAGCAGCGUACAAUUUCUUGAUACAUGAAGGACGUUAUGUAAGAUAAACUAUUUUGUCUUUCCAAGAUGGCGGCCGAAACAGCCGCGGAUUUGUUCGCACGCCUUGGACAGAAAAAGUCUGUAGACGGUCUCGACAAGCAGCUUUUCGCCAGUUUGCCGCAUGGUGUGAAACUAAGAGAUGUGAUAGAAAUAUACGGCGAUGUGGGUUGCGGAAAAACGAAUAUACUGCUGCAUUUGACAGCAAACUGUAUUCUACCCUCUGCAUGGGAGGGAGUAUUUCUAGGAGGACGUGGGGUGAAGUUGAUCUUUGUCGAUAACGACUACCACUUUUCAUUACUUCGCCUCGUGGAAAUAUUGGAGGAGAGGGUUCGCGAGAGUUUCAUGCAACAGAACUGCACAAUACCAAGUGGUAUGGAGUCUUUCAUAAAAUCUUGCCUUUCGCGACUAAUUGUUGCGAAAUGCAAGUCAACAGAUCAAUUUUUGACGACUGUUGAGACUUUGAAUGAGAUCCUUCGACAAGAUGCGGACAUAUGCGUCAUGAUGAUCGACAGCGUUAGCGCCUUCUUCUUUUUGGACAGAAAUAUCGCGGGCAGCGGAUACAAAGCUCACGAAUGCUACCAAAGGAAACUAGUGCAGCUAGUACGGCGCUAUAUAGAUCAGUACAAUCUCGUCGUCUUGGCAACGGUGCCUGCCAUUUCUUCCAAAGAUAGCCGAAGCGUAACGAAAGUUGAGGAUUAUUCUUACAUGGGUAGAUCGUGGAGAAAUUUAGUCACGUAUGCGUUUGUUGUAUCACGUGAGGCAUCCACGUUCUCUAUGAAACUGGUCAAACCUGUUCCGAAACAAGCUGAUCUCGUUGUUGAAUUCAGCAUUGAGAAAACUGGUCUGAUGUUCUGAACUGUGACUGCGUCAAUGCAUCACAGUGUUCAUAAUUAAUUUUCGUUUAAGUGCUAUCAAAAUUGAACUUUGUAUUAUAAAUUGAAUUGAUAGUAUUUUCUGA
Molecule: messenger RNA, 4294 nt
Organism: Xenia sp. Carnegie-2017
Lineage: Eukaryota; Metazoa; Cnidaria; Anthozoa; Malacalcyonacea; Xeniidae
Product: DNA repair protein XRCC2-like
Exons: 7
Coding region: 3364-4191 (275 amino acids)
Biological process (GO): DNA strand invasion; double-strand break repair via homologous recombination
Cellular component (GO): centrosome; Rad51B-Rad51C-Rad51D-XRCC2 complex; replication fork
Molecular function (GO): ATP-dependent DNA damage sensor activity; ATP binding; four-way junction DNA binding
Source: RefSeq, a predicted model, not a curated record